UACACGACCUGCGAGCACACCCAAAAAAAUCUCCACAAUGGGAUAUUUUUGUACAUUAUUGAAAAAAGCCAUUCAUCUGAAUCAUCACUUCCGCAACUGAGAGAUUUUGCGAAUAAACGAAGCUGUUUGUGACACAUGUUUGACGUAGAAAGCAAGAGGCAACACUUGCAAGAUGGAGUUUGCUUCUACGCAUGUGUACAAUUAUGAUGAGUCUGAUGAAGAAGAAAUCACAGAAAUGGAUCUGGAUCUUAAUGCCCAGGCAAGUUCCGAGUACAUGUCACUUCAGAGUGGUUUCAAUAACCCGCCAGAAGUGAUUUACGACAAUUUAGGUGGAGGUUUACCGCCUGCUCAAACACAAAGAACAGAGGCAAUCUAUGACAAUACAAUACCCACUCCCCCACCUCCGAGGGUCAAACCCAAACCUAAGAAGAAAGAUAAUGGGGAGUAUGCAUCCGCCUAUGACUUGUUGGGACCAACCAAUCAAUAUUACUACAUUCAGGGUGAAGGAUCGCCCCAACAGCCACCUCCACUUCCACCCAUGAGAAAACCAAAGAGGAAAGAUCCAAGCCAUAAACAUAGAAGGGCAGACACCAACAUCGUUGCCGUUAAGUUUGACAUGUUGGUCAACCCAAGCCAUCUUCACACAGCGAAGCCCGACUUCUGCAGUAAAUGUGAAGCUGUGUUCUCUGUGCUCAGUAAGGUCACUCCAGGUGGAGACGAUUCACAAGUGUGGCAUUGUGAAUUCUGUGAUCAAGACAAUCCCGUCACCACUGAGAUGCAGAGGUUCCCACCAGAGUCCGACGUGACAUACAGAAUCCACCAAGGCACAGGAGAAGGGGACGAUACAGCUGUCAUCUUCAUGGUGGACAUAUCAGGCAGUAUGUCUGUCACCAAAGAGGUCCCUACAGGAGUGGUUGGUAACCAGAGAUUGAAUGAUGCUAAUGCUGCUUUGUCUACAUACCAGCAAGAGAUGGCGGAACACGACCGGUACUCUGUAGAACCCAAGUCCACUGUCACUUACAUAUCAAGACUGCAGGCCAUGCAGUCGGCCAUUGACCAGCAGCUGUCAAAAAUGGAACAACUUCAAGCAAACAAAAGAGUGGGACUCAUUGCUUUCAACGAUAAUGUGGUGGUGAUUGGAGACGGGAGUGAAGAGCCGGUGCCGUUAGAGGGCGCCGGAUUGACCGAUGAGCAGAGCAUCAUCAGCUUGGGUCAGAUCUUUCCUCUGCCAGCUCCCAUCAAAGAAGUCCGCAGAUGUCUUUCGGACAAGGUCUUCAGCCUUACAGAGGGAGGACAAACUGCUCUUGGACCAGCCCUAAUGCUGUCAGUUGCCAUGGCAGCACAAAAGGUCGGGUCAAAGGUCAUUGUGUGCACAGACGGGUUGGCAAAUGUCGGCCUGGGCCAGUUGGACGUUGUGGAUGAUGAGCACUACAACACAUCCUCGGAAUUCUACGAGCACGUUGGGCAUUAUGCCCAGGACAGUGGGACAUGCGUGUCAGUGUUAACAGUAGAAGGAGAGGAUUGCAGAGUAAUUGAACUCGGAAGCGUUGCUGAUAAAACUGGUGGACAGGUCAAUGUUGUAGAUCCACUGAAACUGAACGAGGAGUUUUCCAACAUACUGGAUCACCCAAUCCUGGCGACCAAUGUCUGUGCUAAAUUGGUCCUCCACAAAGGAAUGUACUUCCGAAAUGAUGAGAAUUUUGGUGAGCAAGCGAGUCAGUCUUCUCGGAAUCUUGGUAUUGUUACCAAGGACUCGGAGACCACCUUUGAGUUUGGUGUUCGUACAAAACCCAUCAGAGAAGUUAUCUAUGACAAUUUCGGUGGUCUGACUGUAACUCACAAAGAUGAUGAAGCUAAGGCAGAGCCAAUCUACGACUCAGUAGCACCCAAGAGUAUGAUUGAAGGGCUGGAGAGCCUUCCAUUCCAGCUCCACAUCUGGUAUACUGGAAGAGACGGUGCACAAAACCUACGGGUCAUCACUAUGGAACGUCCAAUCACCAAAGAUCGACAUUUUGCUGAACUGAAUGCCAACAUUGGUGUUCUUGGAGCCCACGCUGCCCAGUCAGCUGCUAAGCUAGCUGUGGAGGGUCUGUACGGUGAAGCGCGCAUGAAUGCCCUCGUGACGCAGAAACUGGUGGAGAGACACGCCCAGCAACAAGGGGAUGAAGGGGAGGAUGUGUACCAGAGCUUUGUAGCUACAUUAGCUCCUAUACAAUCGGAGCUGUACAGAGCUCACACGUCGGCACGUCGUCAACCUGGCCAAAGACCAAGUGAAGAUCUAGACGAUAUGGACGAUGAGGCACCAAUUUACUCCUAUUUUAUUGGCGACAAGAAAUCCGUUAAGAGAGGACUGUCCAAGAAGGCCAAGAAGAGGAGACAGAAGAUUACAGACAAGCAGGCAAAUCUGUUCUACAAGAUGAAGAAUGCAACGAGCAAGAUGUUUCAGAAGACCCAGGGGCAGAUGAAGAUGUGAAGUACAUGGUGUAGCAAGAGGCAUGCACAUCCCAUGCACCAAUUCAAAUUUCUCCUAGAAGAGGGACAAAGGGUACUGGGAUACAUGCUUGAAAUCUCCCUUUUCCUGGUAUUCUUGUGUAUUACUUGAUUCCAUACCUUCGUCCUUUUGUUGUUCAAAUGAGGAUCUCGUAAUAAAAGAGAUCCAAAAUGCUGCCAACAUUGUUUGUCAUUGCAUUCAGCAUAAUCAGAGGUAAGUCCGAGAUACCCGAAUACCAUGGCCAAUUAUUGGCUAAGGAUUGUCAAAUUCACAUUCCAUAUUUUGAACACAUUCUAUAUUUUCUCAAAAGUGAAAAACAAGUCCUGGUGCAUUUUAUGAAAUUGUCAUCGUCUUCACUUGGUUUAGGCAUCGUUUCAUCGUGAAAACGAUAUUUUUAAAAACAAAUAAUUCUGAGAAAAAAAAUGGAAAAAAAAUCAUAUGUGAGCUCGGACAUUUUUUGGAAAGCCUUGUGUCAAGAUAAAUGAUAUAGAUGUGUCACUAUUUUAUGUUUUGCCCACAUACUUCUACACAAACUGCCAUGUUGAUUGUUUCUGAUAAGAAGUGCCCUCUAUUAUAUAAGUGCCUGUUACUGGCUGACUGACAAUGUUGUUCAAAUUAUUUGUGUUAUUAAUUCACAUGUUUAUUUGUUAUUACUUAUCGAGGCUAUGAGAUGGUUCUUGUUUUUAAAAAGCUUUCAUUUUUUCGUCAGCUCUGCUUUUGUUCAGCUUACUGAUAUUUUUUUACAUUUUAUUUACACUACAUGUAGGAUUGUCUGAGUAAAUAGAAGCGAACGAUUCACAGAACAAUUUAUCCAAGGUGGGGGAAAUUUUUUUCUGCAAAGCUGGGUUUAAAAAAACUGGCACUCGCAUUGCAGUACUGCGUGUGCAGUUUGGAACCAUAAGUGCAGGAUUAUAUGAUUGUGAAACAUUAUGGAAAACAUUGCAUCUUGUGCCGAAAAAAGAACCAGCAGAGAAAUUCAACCUUGCUAUUUUAUCUACAUGUAAACCGCAAACAGGUCAGGAUGCGGCUGGCGAUAUGUGACACCAAAAUCUUUUCUGUUAUUCAAAAAUUUACUCAAUCAGUUUCCCUUGUUGCUUGUUACGUGAUAAAAUGUUGCAUCCCCUUAUGGUGAUCCCUCUGUUGUCGCUUCCUGAUUGUCUUAUAAACUUGGUGUUAUUCUGGCUAUAUGGCAGUUUCAGGUUGUAUGACUUCUGACUGGCACCCUUAUUAAAGAUAUUGGCAUAAAAGGGAAACUGCCAACACAGGGCUAGAAAGCUCAGUUGGUAGAGCCGACAGUACUCUAAUCAAGAGGUCGCAUGUUCAACGCCAGUCAAUUUGUCUUUGUCCAAAGUUAAUACAAACUUGUCACCCUUUCCCCAUGCUAUGGGCAAUCUGCAGUGGGCACACUGUAUCAUGAAUGGCCCCAUUUUCAAUACAUCUAGUUCUCAAAUGUUCCAAAAGGAUUUUUGUUUGUCACAUAGUGCCUUUUGAUAAGGAAAAAAGGAUCGGCUCAAGAAUGUUUAUCCCCCCCCCCCUUUCUCUUUAUCUCAAAUGUGUUUGAUAACCACACCCAGACACCCAGGGAUAUUUGAUCUGCUUGUAAAGACAUAAAGCCAUUUUAGUCCCAUGUAUGCAGCUUCAAUUAACUUCAAAUGUUCUUAUAAGUACUGUUUUAUCAGCAGUAUUUCUUUUUUUCUUUCUUUUGAGUGGAGCUCUAAGACUCCGUUUAUUCAUCACCAGUGAAAACAAAGUACAAACAUCUUCAAUGGAAUAUUAACACAUACUGUUAGAUCAAUACAUUAAGGAUACAAGAUGCUAGUUUAUAAAAGACAAUGAACAAAGGUGAUAUUACAUAUCGAGCAACAAGAACAUCAAAACAUGAUAAAAAGCAAACUUUUGCAAGAAAAACGUUAAACUUAAAACGAACGUAAAGGACAGUAACUGGAAAGAUGAGAUUUGAUUUAAAUCAAAAGGUAAAUUUUGGAGUCUGGUCUUCAUUGAGGACACACAGAGAUUUGUAGCAGUAUUUCUUGCACAUGCAUGCAACUCACUCAGUGGAUCAGUGAUUUCCUCCUUUUUUCUUGGAUGGUUGUGUGCAAUGAAAAACUGAUAACCACUGUAAACAAAAAAAUUUCUGAGGCAGUUUCCUCUCUUUUUUAUUUUUUAUUAUUUUUUAAAUAAUUUGAUAUACUUGUCUGCUUCUAGUGCAGACAAAUUUUAUGAAACUACUCCGAAAUAUCAAAUCAUGAGUAUAUAUUUUUUUUUCAGUGAUGACUAUUUUUAUCUUGAGGUUUUUCAAUGCAGCUGGACCAUUUGGGAAGAUUUUUAACUCCCAAAUGUAUUUGUUCUUUAUAUGGUGCAAUAUAUUGCACUUUAUAAGUUAGUAAAAUCAAACUAAUGCAAGGGGAAAAUACACAGUGGGCUUUAAUUAUGCUAGCAACAAACUCUCGGUUUCACAUGUCAAAAAUGGUUACUGUUAACUUUUUAAUAUUUACUUUGACAGGAAAAGGUGGUCCAGAAAAAGAUUAAAAGGGAAGGUACACGUUUGGUAUUUACUCAAAACAAAUAUUAACUUAAAAACUGACUUGGUAACGAGCAUU
Molecule: messenger RNA, 5091 nt
Organism: Asterias rubens (European starfish)
Lineage: Eukaryota; Metazoa; Echinodermata; Asteroidea; Forcipulatida; Asteriidae
Product: circularly permutated Ras protein 1-like
Exons: 20
Coding region: 173-2473 (766 amino acids)
Biological process (GO): COPII-coated vesicle cargo loading; endoplasmic reticulum to Golgi vesicle-mediated transport; intracellular protein transport
Cellular component (GO): endoplasmic reticulum exit site; COPII vesicle coat
Molecular function (GO): SNARE binding; zinc ion binding
Source: RefSeq, a predicted model, not a curated record